AUGGCAGAGCCUGAAGACAGAGAAUCCUCCUAUGAUGAUGAUGACUCGCAGACGAUCGCCGCCCUCUCGGCUCGGAAACGCAGUCGCUCUGAUCCUCGAACUGACCUAUGGGCAGAAGAUGAACCAAUCGCUCUGGUUCGCCACAGGUCCUCGAGACACACUGAAGGAGGAUCUUCAGCUGCUGGCGAAGGCACAUCUGCUUCCCAAGCCCAAGCGCCAACUAUUGUGAACAACUCUCCACCUCCUGCGGGCGCUGCCAGUAGUACACAGUUAUCCUUGAUCCCAGUGCAGAUCAUAGAUGAUAGCUCGCCUGAGGCCGAAGAUAGAGUACCGUUACUGGAUGCACCUCGCGAGGAAUCAAGCGACAUACCCGUCCUGGAACAGAUAGCGCCUGACUCUAUUCCUAUUUCCAACGAAGCUAACCCAAAGGCAAUGCCAGCGGUCGUUGUGCGUGAGCCCCCAGCUGAGGAGUCUGACAAUACCUUCCUUCAGAAUCCAAAUGCCUUCAACACUGAGGAUGCUGUAGCUGAAGCUGUAGAGGCAGAGGCUGUUGAGCCCGCUCUUAAUAUGGUUGGUCAGGAACUUCCUCCCCCUGCCCCCCAAGUCGCUGAAGCCGGAGAAUUGGCAGACCUUCCUGAACCAGUGCCAGAGGCAGCAUCUGUCGCUGAGCCUCCAACUCCCUCCACUCUGGAAAGAUGCUAA
Rosa rugosa (rugosa rose) is the source of this 702-nucleotide messenger RNA. RefSeq lists its product as uncharacterized. The transcript has 5 exons. NCBI's taxonomy places the organism in Eukaryota, Viridiplantae, Streptophyta, Magnoliopsida, Rosales, Rosaceae. Bases 1 to 702 code for a protein of 233 amino acids. The record is from RefSeq and is a predicted model, not a curated record.